AUGCAUAUGGAGAAUGCAUAUCAAGUAGAUACAUUUGCUAUUUCUUGUCGAUUACAGGAGAGACAGUAAUGGAUUUAAAAGUAUUUUAGGCCUUUUUUUGGUAUCUUCGCUACGAAUACUUUUAUUUACAGGACUUCGCCAUUGAAUGAGCGGGUUGGAAAUAGACUGAAUUCAGGCAACUCGAUUCGCAUGCACGUUUGUAUUUGUUUUAAAUUGAUUAUUAUUAUAAUAGUUCACUUACACGUGUAGCCGAGCGUUAGGCCAAUUUACAGUUUGAAAAUUUAAAUCAAAUCCAAAAAUCGGAACAAAAGAAAAAAAAAUAACAACAUCUGAAAAGAUAUAAACAGUAUAUAUGUAUUUUAUGUGACAACCAUUAUAGAAUAUAUAAAAAGCAAUACACAUAGUGUCUAGUUUCAGAUAAUACAAGCUUUUCAAGCUGUCCAAUUAGGACACGCCUUUAUUAAAUUUGGGGAAUCUGAAUUGAGCAAGUUAUUCAAGGUGAGGCAACAUUUGUAGAAUGCAAUAAAUAUCCUUUUACUAACGAGCAUUAGUUCUGUCGGAAAAUACAUUCUUUGAAUAUCAAACAAUAAUUAACUGUAACAAAAGCCGGAACAUAAAGAUCCAAAAGGCACAUACAAUUAUUAAAAUAUUUAAUUAUUACAGAAGUUAUGCUGCGGGGUUGAGCUUUUAUUUAAGAAGUACACAAUUUUGCGUUUUGAAAUUUAUAUGAAAUGCAAGGGCGCCCAUUAAAAUCUCAACAUAUUUAGUUUAACAAAUUACCUGCACCUUUUUUAAGCACGGAGACCCUGGGGUUCUCGAUAACUUAAUCAACCUAAAAUUUGGCAUUUUCGGCUCUUACAAUGACACUAUCGCCCACAUGGGUCUAUUUGUUAGUUCGUUCGUCGAAGAUCGACUGGGACCAUCGAGUCGUCCGGUGAAUGAUGACUUGCGCGGAUGACUUUUUGUUUUACGUGAGGAAGAGUUGCGAGGCGUCACCCUCACUCUCUCGUCCGGGCCCACCAUAUCAAGUGGCAAGACUCUACGUCAAGACGACCAGGGAUGGUUACGGUUGAAGGAAUUAAUUGUCAUUGUAUGAGCCUUACGGUACUCCGACUCCCGGUUGAAAUUCAUAGUUUCCAGAGUUUUUUUUUCCAUUCCAUUGGUCUAUUUAAGGCUUAAUCAAAUGGCAGUUAAUUAUCUAUGCCAAUAUAACCCUUCUCAUACUACAUUAUUUCAAAGUAUUAUACUCGUUCAUUACUACUGUCGUAUCAACUUAUUGUCGUAUCAACUUAUAUGAAUUUUUGACAAACGAGGCGUGUAGCAAGUGUAACAAUAUUGAUACAUCUGUAUGCAUUAUCUUAGCGCUACUUCUAAGUGAAGAGCAGGACGAAUGUUAUAACACUAAGAAGUAUAACCACGUGUUGGAUUCUAUUGUUAUACGCUGUGUCUUUCCGAGAUUAACGCGCAUUGAGGGAUGCAUAAUCAAACGAUAUAACGGGUUAGGAUUUGCCUUACGCACACACUGAUGUCUAUGUAAGAAUCCAGUUACAUGUUGGUGAGCUUGUUUAACAAUGACCUUCAUAACAUUACUAGAUUUAAUUUAAUUAGAUAGCAAGGGGUAACUCGAUAUAAACCAAUACAUUCUACAAAGCACUUGAGUGCAAAGGUUAGUACCCUAAUUUACUUACAGAACGUCCAGGUGGCUUGCCUGAGGUAUUAAGCAUGCCAACUAUGACUACGGCUCGGAUUUCUAACCAAUAAAUAAUUAACACACUCAAAAUAAUUAGGACAUUGUGUACAUAUCGAAAAGCCCUGUAUUUAGAAAGCAUAACAGCGGGAAGUUUUCGUAAAAUUAACAAUACUCAGAGAUUCGUACACUAUUAGAAAAUUAAAACCCGGGACCAAAAACCUGAAGAAUGAUGUAUUUAUUCAAGUUUAAUCUCGGUUUUUUAAGAUACACUUGCAAAUGUAUGUAGGUUAAAUGUUCGUUGUGACAUAGCAAGUCGAUUGCUUUGAGAGCCAUGGAAGAAUGUAAAAAAAUACUUAAAAUUUCUUAAUAUUUAAAAAAAACCUCUACACUUACAUAUGUAUGUAGGUUAAAUGUUCUUUGUGACAUAGCAAGUCGAUUGCUUUGAGAGCCAUGGAAGAAUGUAAAAAAAUACUUAAAAUUUCUUAAUAUUUAAAAAAAACCUCUACACUUACAUAUGUAUGUAGGUUAAAUGUUCGUUGUGACAUAGCAAGUCGAUUGCUUUGAGAGCAAUGGAAGAAGGUAAAAACAUAAUUAAAAUUUCUUAAUAUUUAAAAAAUCCUCUAAAAGCAGCUUUUCUUAAAAUUGACGGGAUGCACAGGGUGGUAGGGGAGUAAUAUGCGAAGUUAAUUUAGGGAGUGGGGCAUUGAGAAUAUUCUAGGUGGGGGGGGGGGCGUUGGUGGAUAGUUUUAUAAAGGCUUUCUAAAAAAUAAAAAUUAUAUUUAAUUUUAAAAUAUUCGAAAUGUUUUUAUGCUUAUCAUACUUUAUAAAAGGAAGCUGUCAAAGAUCAAGGAACAUUUUUGAUACUCUUUUGAUAUUUGAAACAGGAAAAGGGUAUAUUAACAAUAAAACAGUGUUAUAGCCUGUGUGUUUACCUAUUUGGUUUCAACUACUUGUCUCCCUGCUUUUAACAAUAACUUCAUGCAUUAAUUGUGUAGCAGUUUAUCUUUACCCAAAAAUCCCUAGACUGCGACAAAGUUUUUUUACGUUCUAAUUUGUUUUAAAGAAUGGCAUCGGGUCAUGCAAUUUCUAUAAUAUCUUUUCAGGAGGGUUCAAACGCCCUCCCUGUAAAUGGGCACCUUUUUUUUUCAAACAUUUCCCGAAAUUCGAAGAUUUGACCCGUGGAACACCUUCCUUUUCUAAAGCAAAACAACACACAUUGCUUUUGAGGCAUUAUUCGUCAACAAACAAAAAAUUAUACAAAAGGAAGUUAGCAUCGAAAUCGCAAUGUUAUCAGGGUGUAAGGAAAAUCUUGAUAAAAAUUAUAGUAAAGUGCAGUAAGAACCUUAGAGGUCCAAGUAGUAUAUGAGACAAAUAAUUACAAGCAAUUUUUCUGUUCACAAUAUCACGAUGGUGUAGGCUUCGCAGGAUAAAAUCACAUGGCCUCUGAUUUUCAAAAAUAAUUUUUAUCUUGUUACCUUAACAACAAUUUGUCUCUCACCAUGCACCUGAAUAGCUCAAGGGAACACCAUAUAUGGAUGAUGAAGAUUAAUAAUAAUCAUAAAGUUUACUUUAACAUCACGAUUCCUCCCCAGAGGUUCGAAACGCGUUACAAAGUCAAUUAUAUACAAAAAGAAAUUAUUUUUUUUUAAUAACACAUUGAAAAUACAAAACGCAACAUUACAAAAACUACAUAUGAGAAUACCAAUUCUUAGUCUUUCAUUACUUGCAACCAUAAACAACACAAGUCAAUAUACGUCUAGGAGAUAAGAGCAAGCUGGAAAAGAUGGUAGACAACAUCACCACAGCAGGUAUUUGCGAAAUAAAUGUGAUUUCAAUUCAGUUUUCAGAAACUCUAGUGUCUGGCUAUUUCUAAGAGCGUCAGUAAGUGUGUUCCAAAUGGUUAGGCCAGCAAAUGCGAAAGUGCACCUACCGUAAGUCUCAAGGCGAACACGAGGUAUCGAGAGUUUGCCACUAUCAGAUGAGUGGAGUUUUCUUGUUUGUACAUAACUCGCCAUGAGCGCUUUGAGAUAGGACAGUGCCAGAUCAUGAAAGCAUUGGUAGCACAGAGUUGCAAUUUUGUAUUCUAUGCGAGCGAAGAUUAGCAGCCGUAAAGUCACAGGAGCACUCUGAAAUGUCAGUACGAGUUGUCUAGUAGGUACAUAAGUCGUCAUUAGCGCUUUGAUAUGGGACGGUGCCAGGUCAUGUAAGCACCGGUAGCACAUGGUUGCAAUUUUGUACUUCAUGCGAUCGCGAACCGGCAGCCAAUGCAACUCUCUCAGAAGUGUUUUAGCAUGGUCAAAUUUGCGUUUGCGAAGAACAAUGCGAGACGCAUUAUUCUGUGCUUUUUUAAUUGUAUCCAGGAGCGUAGCUGGAAGACCCACCAUGAAAGCAUUGCAGUAGUCCAUGCAUGAUAGCACGAAUACAGGCAUAAGUCUCUUUUUUGCAUUAAAUGUUAAGAAAAGUCUGAUAUGACUAAUUUUGCGCAGCUCUAGAAAAAUUGCGUUGCAAAGCAUUUUAUUGUGAUUUUCUGUAGUCGUGUUCUAUCCAAAUAGACACCCAGGUUUCACAAUGUUUGAGCAAACUCAAUCUGUAUACCUGAGAGAGUAAGGGAUGGUGUGUUAUUUACAGAUUUUAGCUUUGAGAUCAGCUCAGUCUUUUCAUCGUUCAAUUUGAGCUUGUUUACGUUCAUCCAGUGCUUAACUUACUCCAAUGUCUUCUGUGUCAUAAUAAGAAUUUGAGAGGGGAUCAUGGACUGCUAAAGUUGGGUAUCAUCCGCGAGCAUGUCAUAUAGCAUGUCAAAAUGCUUGAUCACUGCACCCAGGAUCUGUACGUACAUAUUGAAAAGCACCGGGCCUAGGAUUGAGCCUUUUGGUACUCCGAAUAAUGGAAUGCUUCGAAGUCAAAGCGUUAGAGAUAACUAAUUGAACACCAUUAGUCAUAUACAAUCUCAGGAUGGUAUCGUUGAAAUCGAAAUUUUUUUGCAGACGCGGGAGAAGUAUGCCGUGGCCAAGCGAAUCGAACGCUGUCGAUAGAUAACGACAAAAGGGAUACCAUUCUGUUACCACAAGACGACAGACGGUCAUUUACGAAGCUUAACAGGGCUUGUCUUAGUAGAGGAAAACGCCCUGUAUGCUGAGUGGAAAGGCUCAAACAAGUCACACCGAAUGAGGUGGUUCAGGACAUGGCGGAGAACAACUUUCUCUAAAAUUUUGGAUACAAUUGGUAGAUUACAAUCGGGGCGAUAAUAUAAGAUAGGGUAACAGACAUAUAUACACACACAGAGAAAAGGUCGUCCAAAAAUGAAUAAUUGAAACUAUUGUUUAAAAAAAUGAAUUUAAUGAAUACAUUUGAAAUUAUAUUUCAGAUUUCAAGAAUCUGAUCCAUCAACAAUCAUCAGGAAAGAUUUUCAAAUAAAAACUUAAUGAUGAAGAAAGGGGACAGUUUAGCCCAAAGAAGUUGGUUUUGCAAAAGAAAGCAUAUCUCAAGGUCGUUAAUAAAUUUUCUUGAAAAUUAGAAAAUGUUCAAUAGAUCUUCUUUAUUUCAUCAAACAUAACAGAAUGUUUUAAUUUUAUGGAUAGGCAAAAAUAAAUAUGCAAGUUUAUGUUAUUAGUAAUAGCUAAGGUUUUUAUUUAGCGUUUGCAGUCACUUCCACAUCCGUUCAGACAUUUCUUUUCACUUCCAUGGCAAGCAAAAGCUGCAACCUGAACAAAGCCUGAAUUUAGACGCCCUCUUCCGCAAAAAGUUUAUAUAAAUACACAUAUUUUAAAUGAAACAUGACGAAUUCGUCUCCCUUCUAAAGUCAACAUCAUUGGGCGGGUGGCACCAUUCACAGCCCCUUCAUACGGCGCGUAGUCUUAACUCACACAGUCGAGUAACAUGAUUUUACUUAUAUCAAUGUGUCAAAUGUUGGAAGCUCUUAAUGAUUAGUGGACUGAAACUCACAGGAUUAAAAUAUUAUGCAUGUAACCAUUUUAAGUUAUUUUCUUUUCUUUUAAAAAAGCAGGUCUCUCUUUAUUUCCUUCUUGUCGAUCUUGAUAUCUUUUUCAACCUUGUCGUUUGUAGCAGUGACGAUAUAUUCCAGAAAUUUUACAGAGGUAGACUUCAACUGUUGUUUUUUUUUAAACUUCUAUUAAAUCCUUUAAACGAUUUGUUAUAACGUAAAUUUUAAAGCUUUUUUUAAACACAUUAAAAAUUAAGAUUUAUAUUAGUUUAUAUUAAACGCAUAUUUUAAUCAGUUGGUAUAGAUCUAAGUUUAUCUAUCAAUCGACUAGCCUCAUUCGGUCUGUUUCUCUAUUCAUCAAUGAACAAAAUAUAUAAGUUCACUACAAUUUUUUUGUCUAGCAAAUAUAACUAUUUAUGUAUUGGUUUUUUGUUUUUUUUAAAAAUUCAAAUGAUAAUAAGAAUAAUUAUCUCAUAAUAUGUUUCCUACUGAAACAGCUGAACCAAAACAAGUAUAUCAAUAAAAAAGUUAUUACGGAUCUAGCGUUGUUUGAAGAGGUAUUUAACCAGUUUUUUCCUGUAUGUUGUUAGUGUUGUUUUUAGCUACCGCGUUACAGGUCUGAAUGCAAACAAUAUUCUAUUAUAAUUUAACAUAACAUAAAGUUUAUUUUGCAAGACGAGCGCAAAAAGUAUUUGAAAUAAAGCGUGCAUAUAUCUAAAAACCAUCAAGUGGAACUUCAUUAUUUUUAGAAUAUGUGUUUAAACACGUCAUUGAAAACUUCAUGGUUUAUCUAAAAAAAACUUUUGAGUAUUAUUUUUCUAAUUGGUUUAAUUAAUGAUUAUUUUAGAAACAUGUUUUUAUUAUAUAAAAUUAUUUUUGUAGUGGAACGAAUGUCUAUUUUCCUAACUUUUCACAUAUUUCAGAUACUAAGAAGUAAAAAAAAACCACAUUCGAUAAGUGAGUAUAUUCUCUGUAAAACCAUUUUUUUCCAACACUUUUUAUUAGUUCGAAUUUUAAUUGUUUAUGAUGGACUUCCCAUAUAAAUUUUGACCCUAUUGAUGAUGCCUAAUUUAGCUGAACUUUCUUUGGCUUACUAAUCCCCGAUGCCAAUACAACCAGUCACGAUCAGUAGGUCACCAUAGGUGACCUCCGUUAACCAUCGAGUGGGCCUAUAUCUUGGAUUACAAAUUUGGUCCCAAUCCUGAAGUUCAUUUUGGCUUUUACUUUUUACACUUAUCAAUCCACGAUAACACUACACUACAUUACUUCACGGUAAGUACGUUACCAGUGAGCUCCAUUGACCCUUGAGUGACCUUCUGUGGAUAUCUCAGGACCGGAAAGUGGUACGGACAUCGGAUUUUCACUGCAGGGUUUCCUUACGCUUGGUUAUUCGCUCCCGAUGAAAAUGAACCAUGAGGAACACAUUUUUUUACCACAGAAAGGACACUGGCAUUUAACGCAAUUUUUGUAUUGGGCGUGGCAAGCUUUUUAGUCGUAAAAUUCAACCCACUUCAUUAUCUGCCAUUACAUCUUCUAAGACGUACAAAAUAAAAAUAAAAAAUAAUAAUUUUAAACGUUUAUUUUACUUUUUUAAUAAAGGGCUUUACUCAAUAUAUAUAUAAGUAUUAAUUAUAAAAGUCCCCCUAAAAUUCAUUGUUGUUACACUCACAUAACUAAAACACUUGAAAUACAAUGUUGUCGUAUGGUUUGUAGAAUAAUAUGUUUGACACAUGUAUAUAUUUGUAUUGAAUGCUCCAAUCACUCGACAUCAUGUAAUUUGAAUAAAAUUAGUGAUACCGCUGCAUGCCUAUAUUUGAGAUUUGCAAACAACUUUGAAAUCACGUGUUCCAAACCCUCGUUUAAGUCAUUUGACUGGAACCACUUUAAGGUUUUGGGGGACUUUCCUUUUAUACGUUUUAGUACAUUUUUAAACAGUGCGUUUUAGUGUAUAUAUAUAUAUAUAUAUAUAUAUUUGUGUGAUUUUUCUUUUUUAUGUUUUUGUAUAUUUUUAUAUAGUGUGUUUUAGUGUAUAUAUAUAUAUAUAUAUAUAUAUAUAUAUAUAUAUAUAUAUAUAUAUAUAUAUUAUAAAUAAUUACAAUUUAUUUAAAAGUAAAUUCUUUUCUGUAAUUUAAUAGUUUUAUAUGGGCUUAUUUAUUUUAAGUUUUUUUAAAGGUAUUUAAAAACUUGUUAUUUUAAAAUAUUAUUAUAAAAAAUUUUUAUUUUGUUUUUAAAAAAAUAUUUAUUUACAUAGAAGUUACAAACAGAAACGAAACGCAAACAUUGAAAUUCUCUCCCGUCACAGUACACAUACAAUUAAACCCACCAGCACAUAUUAUUGGGUUGGAUUCUAAAGGUAAGUUUACUAAGAUAGUAGAACAAAUUGGUCCAAAGGCUUCAUAUGCUGUAACUUGAUAUUUAAUAAUGAUGUUUUAUUUCAUGAAUACAGGCUGUCAAGUUUAUGUGAGUUUUUCUUUACCAUAGUAAUGUAAAAAUAAUCUUUUUUUUUUUUAAACACGCAUGGUAUCAAAGACCUUAAAUUAUAAACCAUUAAGACACAACUUUUAAAAAAGCAAAAACAAAAAAAAUCUUAAUUUCCCUGAACAUUUUUUUUUAAAAAAUCAUUAAUGUUUAUAUUGGCGAUAACAAAAGCAUAUUAAAUAAUUAACACAUGAAGUUUCGGUUUAUAAAAAAAAUUAAGUUUACUUUAAAAUGACCAUGGACAUCUGGCUCUUUACCUUACUAGGAAGCAUUGUAGGCAUUCAGGGAUGAGGUCCAAUGGUUUACCAUCAGCAACAACACUAUUUUUUUUGUACCACAGCUACCUUAAUUAAAAAAUGUUCACUUAUAAAUUGUUCUCCUUUUUUUUUCUAUACUGGUAUAAUUUGUACAUAUACAUACGUGCAAUUUCUAAAUUCAGAGCCAGUUUUUAGCUACAGUGACCAUUUUGAAGCAACUUUUGAUCUAGAAAUUAAUGAUAAACAAACAUUAAGAGGCGUUGGAAGUUUUGGACAUUCUGUGGAAAUUUACUACUCAGGUAAUAAUGGUGGCUGUAUAUUUUGAUAUAAUAUAUUAUCAGUGACGUAUGCUUUGAUUUUAUGAAUUACUUAUUUGAUCCAUAGAUUAAAAACAAAUAUUAUCUACAACAAAACCUUUUUAAAAAAAAUGUUUUGCUAUGUUUAACUCAUUUUAACAAUAUCUCGUAUAUAAAACUUUUUACCUUAAUAACAGUUCAAGCUUUAUUAUACAUCUUUGACACUGUUAAUACCAUUGAACGCAAUAUGUCAUGUUUGUAUUUUGGUACAUUAUUGCUUAAAAAAUCGUUCUGUAAUGAACGCUAUCUUUGAAAGACAAAGUGUUCUGAUUACCGCUUUGCUAGAAGAUAAAUAAGUGUUUUUAUUUUGUUCAAUAAAAGUACCACCCUUAUGUUGUUUAUUGUUAUGAUUUUUCACCGUUCUGAAAAGUUCAUUUGCCAACGGAAGCUAUAUUUAUAUGUGCAUUGUUCACAAACGCAGGUGCCCGUUCAGGAUGCAGGUGUUGCAGAACUGUUGUAUUGGUGCAUUCAUUGUUUACAAUAAAUUUAAUGCCUGAGGGUACUCUCAUUGAACCUACUGAGUUAAUACUUUUUUGUUUUUGUGAUUGUCAUCGCAACAGGAUGGUAUUACAUAUACAGUAGUAUUACAUUUAGACGUCCCAUGACCUGGCAUUAUCAAAACUGUCAGAAAAGGUAAAACUUAACAUCAUCAAACAUCUUACACAUGAAUAAAUUUAAUAUUAAAUUAUUUCUUUUCAAUCGAAUAGUCUAUUAGCUACACGGAAUGUCGAGUACACCACAUUACUUUAAGUGCUUAAAACGGAAUGUUAUAAAACUUUGUUUCCCCCUUUUCUAUCCUUUUAUGAAAUGUACACAACUGCAUACCUCCCCACAGAGCUGGUUUCAUUAUGUACAUAGAAUCAGUCCAAACAGUCCAGCCAACUCUGGUGUAUUACUUCGUACGGCACACACCGGAUGCCCAAGCUGUAAAAAGAGCAAGGAAAGGUUCUACACCGGUAAAAGUUAUUGUACCGAAUUAAAAUUUAUUUUCGCCACCUUUGAUGCCACAAAAACUCUCGUCUCUUCACUCAUUCUUUCAAAAUUUGACUACUGUAACACUCUUCUCGCAGGCAUUCCUCAACACCACAUAGACAAUCUUCAGAAAGCACAGAACUCAGCAUGCAGACUCAUUUUCAAUCAAAGAAACAUGACCACAUUCAACCACACAUGCGGCAACUCCACUAGCUUCCAAUUAAUUUCCUCUCGCAUCAAGUACAAGUCUGCCAAUCUACGCUUCAACUCGUUCACUGACCCUCACUUUCCUGUAUAUCUCUCUGAACUGUUGCUUCCUUAAAUCCCCACAAGACAACUACGCUCUUCAAUUGACAAUAGAACCGUCUCAAUCCCAAGAACCAAAACUAAGACCAUCGGUGAACGCUCCUUCUACUUCCAUGCGCCCAUGUUCUGGAACCAGCUCCCCUUCCACAUCCGUCAUUGUGAAAACUCGUCCACUUUCAAAAAGUCACUUAAAACCCAUCUGUUUAGGUCCGCCUAUGACCUGUGAUGCACCCUCCUUGCCCUGCCUCAUUUUCUGUCUCGGGUUGAUCCUGAAGUAUCAAAGUGUCCUCUUUUUAUAGCCAUUUUCAUUGUUUCUAUAGAAUAGUAGUUACUAUCCUAGUGUCUCAUUUGUAUUUACUUAGUUUACAUGUUUUAAUAAUUGUAAAGCGCUUAGAGCUUUAUGAUAAGCGCUAUAUAAAAAUGCCUAAAUAAAUAAAUAUUCAGAAAGUAAUAAAAUUGUACCCUUUCAGCCGUCACGAGCGGAGGGACUGGAUUAUGUUGACUGUUUCCUUUUACAUAUUUUAUUAAUAAAUCUUACUUUUAGAUAUAUAACAAAAACAAUGAAAUUUUGUAUUUCAUUAAAAUAAAAAUUUAAUUCUUGAUAUUCUUUGUCCAUUAAAUGUUGUAUCUUUUCAGGUGGUAUAUUCCAUUUAAAUCAAGGAGACACACUGAAAGUAUGUUUAUCGGGACUAGGGAUUGCAGAUUUUUCUGAUGAGUCCAGUUAUUUUGGGAUGUUCAUGUUGAAUAGUGAGCCUGGGGCACGUAAAUGAGAACUUUAGACUGAUAAAAUUGGCCUUCUGUCUUUUCAAUAAAUUGCAUACUGAUUAAUUGUACGUUGUUAAAAAUGGGUUUUUAUUAAAAAAUGUAUUUUAAAAACUUCCUAUGGAAUAUUAAAUUUUAAACAGGGGUCGAGGAAUGGAGAAAUAUUAUUCGAUCGCUAUAACAAAAAACCCAUGCCCCGAUAUUUCAUACAUUUAUUUCAUAGCAAACAUAUUGCCAUAUU
This is a messenger RNA of Lymnaea stagnalis (great pond snail), 11002 nucleotides long. NCBI's taxonomy places the organism in Eukaryota, Metazoa, Mollusca, Gastropoda, Lymnaeidae. The record is from the annotation of a GenBank genome assembly.